This is a messenger RNA of Aureobasidium namibiae CBS 147.97, 447 nucleotides long. RefSeq lists its product as uncharacterized. The transcript has a single exon. The record is from RefSeq and is a predicted model, not a curated record. NCBI's taxonomy places the organism in Eukaryota, Fungi, Ascomycota, Dothideomycetes, Dothideales, Saccotheciaceae. The annotation marks the transcript as partial.
AUGCCCACAUAUCUAAUACACGGCUUCCGCUGGCCGCGGCCUCUCAUUCGCAUCCACAUCAUUCUCCAAAACCUUGACGACGCAGCUGCGGAAUGGAUCAUAGCAACUGCGACGACCGAGACGUUACUCGAGAACCUUGCAGAACUAUGGCCGCAGACGUUAGCAAACCUGCCCAACCUCCGCUUUGUAGAGCAAUUCGAUCCUACCGAUGAAUCCCCAGCUGCCAGUUCACAACCCUACGCAUACGUUGCCGACAUCUGCGAACAAGUCAAACUAGGCAUUGACGUGGACGACGUUAGGGGUAAAGGCCUAGGUGACGAGCAAUGGAACGCACUCAUGGAGUUGAGAGACAAGCUUGCGCCGGACGAGAAGGUCGGCUGGUUCGUUGUCGUCUGUGGAGACGAGGACCGUACAGACACCGGUGUCGAAGAUGAAGAGGAGGAGGAA